Molecule: messenger RNA, 2408 nt
Organism: Desarmillaria tabescens
Lineage: Eukaryota; Fungi; Basidiomycota; Agaricomycetes; Agaricales; Physalacriaceae
Product: 2-isopropylmalate synthase
Exons: 7
Coding region: 309-2279 (656 amino acids)
Biological process (GO): L-leucine biosynthetic process
Cellular component (GO): mitochondrion
Molecular function (GO): 2-isopropylmalate synthase activity
Source: RefSeq, a predicted model, not a curated record
GCAUGGAGCACAUCUGCAUAACAUCCGAACUCAAUGCGCCAAGGGGUACCAUCUGCAAUAGUCCAUUGCAGACGGGAAUUGUUUGCACUGCAUAGCCUUAUUGACAACAGAGAGUUGACUUUUUCGCAUGAAGAUGGAGCUCAGAAACUGCAUUGGCCAAUACCAGCAGAUACGUACUCCCAAGCCAAGACAAAACCAUUUUCGUACUAUCGAUUGCUGUUAAACUAUUUAAUCCUCGUAUUCAGAGGGGACGCGUAUCCUCAGCUUGCUUUCCGUUUUUCUACUCCUCAUUGUAAAGCCCGUUUCCAAUGCCUAUGUUGCCCAAUCCUGCCGAGAAAUACUUACCGUAUCUUGCGGUCAAAUUUCCCCCCGAUUAUGCUCGCCAAUGGCCAACCAGAAGAACCACCAUCUCUCCAACAUGGCUCUCAACAGAUUUACGUGACGGGAACCAAGCAUUGGUCAAUCCUAUGACCAAUAAGACGAAACUCGAACUCUUCCGAUUGCUGGUCGAUAUAGGCUUCAAAGAGAUCGAAGUCGCAUACCCAUCUGCUGCAGACCUAGAGUAUCAAUUCGUCAGAUCUCUUAUCGAAAAUGCCGAAAUCCCGAACGACGUUGCUAUUCAAAUCAUCACUCCCGCUCGCUCGGAUCUGAUAAUGAAGUCUAUCUCAUCCUUAUCUGGCGCAAAGCAUGCGAUCAUUCACCUCUACAAUGCAGUGUCUCCCGUCUUCCGCGAAGUCGUAUUCAGGAACACCAAAGAACAGACAAUCGAGUUAACCUUAAACGCUGUUCGUUUGGUCAGACGGUUGACUGAAGAGGAGACCGCUCGUUCUGGCACACGGUUCACGCUGAAUUAUUGUUUCGAGACGUUUUCCCAGACCGAACCCGAAUUUACCAUUGAACUCGGCAAUAGAGUUCUGGAGGAAUGGGGGAAAGCUAGCCCGGAAGAUAAGGUUAUUUUUAACUUGGCCGCUACAGUCGAGUGCGCACCAAGCAAUCAUUACGCCGAUAUGGUCGAGUACUUUUCCAACCACAUCAAUCAACGAGACAGCGUUAUUCUCAGCAUCCAUCCUCAUAAUGAUAGAGGAACCGCUGUUGCUGCAACAGAACUAGGUCUUCUCGCCGGGGGCACCCGCGUUGAAGGCUGCCUUCUUGGGAAUGGCGAGCGUACCGGAAACGUAGACUUAAUCUCCCUCGCUUUGAACCUCUACUCUCAAGGCAUCGCUCCUCGCCUCGACUUCUCUAACCUCCCAAAAAUCGUCGAGACUGUCUGUCGUUGCAACGAGAUGGCUGUCCCCGUUCGUUACCCCUACGCCGGGAACCUCGUAUUCUCCGCUUUCGCUGGGACGCACCAAGACGCCAUUAAAAAAGGUCUUGACUUUCAAGCGAAGCGAUGGACAGAGGUCGAUCGUACUGGGACGGGUAUCAAGUUCUGGGCUAUGCCGUAUAUCCCCCUAGAUCCUAAGGACAUCGGGUAUGGCUACGAGAACCUUAUCAGGGUCAGCAGCCAGAGUGGAAAAGCCGGAACUGCCUACGUUAUCAAACAGAAGUUGCAGCUCGACCUACCUCGUCGGAUGCAAGUAUCGUUUUACGGUGUCGUCCAGAAGGAAAGUGAACGCACUGGGAAAGAAAUGACGGCUACCCUGAUUACAGACGCCUUCAAACGAACAUACUCUAUCCAUCAUCGACCUAUUAAUCGACUUCACCUUCAGUCCUACCGUCUCUUGCCAUUAUCGCCAUCGUCCAAGGAGCCGUCCUCGCCUGUAUCAGACUAUUCCGAUAACCUCUUCACCUUAUCUUCCGCUGCAGACGACGAGUCCCACUUUAGGUUCGAAGGCCACAUCGUCAUCGACGGUACUUUGCGUACUAUUCAGGGCGACGGCAGCAAUACCGUCCAGGCAGUCCUGAACGCCAUGCACGCGUACCUCGACUUGGAACUCACUACGGGUGAGUACGCUGCACAGACGAUCGACACCGACAACGACUCCAAAGCAGCGACAUUCCUCGAGCUGCGUGGACCAGACGGCGAAGGUGCAUGGGGGGUUGGGAUUUCUGGCGAUGUGACGACCUCCAAAUACCGUGCCGUCAUCAGCGCCGCCAACGGACUUAUUGGCGAUCGAACCAUCCCCCGAAAGAUGAUAUUCACUCCUCGACCUCUCCCCGCUCAGAGUCAGCUAUCAGACAACUGGCUUCUAGACGUCAAACUGAGGACAGGGCAUGCCCUCUUGCCUACACCUGAGCAGGAGAGGGCAGAGUUUAUUAAGAGAGAGACAUCGGUUUGAGGGGCCUGAGGUAGAAGGGUAUCCUUAGACUUUUCUGGGAGUAUCUAUCAGAAGCGAUAUCUUGUAUUUUAUGUAUGUAUAUCAUGUAACAGGUAUAAAUUUUUUUACUCGCAAGCAUAUCAAAGUGGU